AUGAUACUGCCACGCUCACUCUACAACGAUGCGCCACCAGAGCCACGCACACGCAUCACCAACAACCCCACGCUGCUCUACAGCUGGUGGUGCACCAUCUUCUCCAUCGUCAUCAUAGGAUUUCGCCUCACGGGUCGCUACAUUCGAAAUGAACGCCUCUUCCGCGAAGACAAAAUCAUGGCUGGGAGCAUCAUUCCACUUCUGGCCCGCAUGGCUCUCAUCCACGUGGUCCUCCUUUGGGGCACCAACAAUGCAAACACCUCCCAACUUACAGAUCCGCUCAAGAUCCAUCAUCGCGAAAUCGGUGCGAAACUGGUCAUCGCAGCUAGGAUCUUCUACACCAUGUUCGUCUGGAUGGCCAAAUUCACAGUCUCUGAGUUCUUGAAACGGAUGACGGAACGGUUCUGGAAGAAGGGCUACGAGUCUGGCCUGCGUGGCAUUCGCAUCUUCCUCGUUGUCACCUUCAUCGCCGUCCUGGUCGCAACUCUGUCAGAGUGUCACCCUUUCCAAGAGAACUGGCAGGUCAUUCCAGAAGCGAAACCGACGUGUCGCCAGGGAUUUGGACACCUUCUCACCAUGGGCACUACCGACAUCGUCACCGACUUACUCCUAGUCUUCUUCCCGAUCCCAAUCAUCCUCAAGUCAUCAAUGUCCAUCAAACGCAAGUUGCAAUUGGUCGCACUCUUCUCCAUGUCAAUCGUCCUCGUCAUCAUCACUGCAGCUCGCAUGCCGCUCGUCAUCGAAAAGCGCGGUUUGCAGCAGUAUCGCACCGUCUGGGCCUCGUCUGAGAUCCUCGCUGCCACGGGCGUCUCGAACGCCAUUAUUCUAGGAUCGUUCCUCCGCGAUAGAGGAGUCAAGAAGACGAAGUACAAGCCCGGAUCAGCCACCGAUAGUAUGGAUCGUCGCUCUUCGACCCGGCGUACGUUGCAAGAUCUGGGCAGUGACGAAGAUCUUGCUCGUUCGCUCGGGUUUCGUACAAACCCGGAGCUGAUGGACGACAAAUCGAGCAUCGCAAGGCCUGCUCAAGUCGUCGAUAUCAACCUGCUCAAUCCACGAUCGCCGCGCGGACCGCCACCUCCUUUCUCAACUCCCAAUUGGCAAGCCAGCAAGAAGUCAGACCUGUCUGAUUAUAGCGGCGAUUCUGAUCUGAAGUGCAGGGACAGCGAAGACCCAAUCCCCAGCCCUCGCGCAAUGGGUGGCAGACGAGUGUCCUUUUUCGACGUGGGAGGGCUGCUAGAGAACGGGCCAACCACAGCACCAUCACCAACAGAUUCCGUGGUUGCGCAAGAUUUCGCACCACAGCCGCGGCGGCCGUCGAGAAGCUCCCUUGCUCCAAGCGGACGGUCAUACAUACCUGGCCGACGGACAUCGCGUCUCUCUCAACAAUCUGAAGAGUACGAGAUGGGCACUCGCCUGGUUGUACAAACGCAAGACCGAGGAAACUUGUUACCAGAAAAGGAUGAACUGGCCGCGACUGCAUCACCGAAUACCAGAGCAUCAACCGCACAGUCCACCCGACCUCUGAUAUCGCGGGACACCCCAACUCCCAUCACACGCAGCCCGACUGCAACCAGCUACACCAGCGUACCCAGCCUACAGGACGCCGGCGGGCUUCUUUCUUGA
Molecule: messenger RNA, 1623 nt
Organism: Didymosphaeria variabile
Lineage: Eukaryota; Fungi; Ascomycota; Dothideomycetes; Pleosporales; Didymosphaeriaceae
Exons: 2
Coding region: 1-1623 (540 amino acids)
Source: RefSeq, a predicted model, not a curated record